AUGGAAGUGGGAGCAGUGGACCCUUACACAACAAAUCCAGGUCCAAUUGAUGGUUCAGUUCUAUAUGAUCAAGACAAGCAUGUAUCAUCGGCAGUUUGGGAAGGGCAGCAGGAGCGCGGUGCCCUCAGAUGUCACGAACACACUUCAAAACUUGAUCAGUGGACACUUACACCGAAACAGAUUGAAUUGGUAGACAAGGAUGGAUUUGGAUACUUACGGUCAAUUCCAGCUAUUAGUCUAGACAAUCCACUUAUCUCUGCUCUAGUUGAAAGAAACGAGAAAGUUCGAGACCAAACACACGAACGCAUUGGCAAUAUUCCUGUAUAUAUUAUAUAA
Messenger RNA from Lathyrus sativus (Indian pea), 336 nucleotides. NCBI's taxonomy places the organism in Eukaryota, Viridiplantae, Streptophyta, Magnoliopsida, Fabales, Fabaceae. The record is from the annotation of a GenBank genome assembly.